Andrographis paniculata is the source of this 1006-nucleotide messenger RNA. Its product is annotated as LOB domain-containing protein 15. NCBI's taxonomy places the organism in Eukaryota, Viridiplantae, Streptophyta, Magnoliopsida, Lamiales, Acanthaceae. The transcript is spliced from 3 exons. The coding region runs from base 57 to 731 and encodes 224 amino acids. The record is from RefSeq and is a predicted model, not a curated record.
CCCCUCUGUCAUAAACUUCAUUUCUAGUUGGAUUAAUUAUCAGAUAGCAUGCCUGAAUGUCCACAGAAAGGGAGAGAUUUGAGGAGAUAGGCAAGAAGAUCAAGAGAGAAUCAGAUGGCUUUCCACAGAUCAUGGGAGGAAUUAGGAGUAGGCAUUUGUCGUCGUCGUCGGCAAUUAUAAAUACGAUAACGCCAUGCGCAGCUUGCAAGCUCUUGAGACGACGGUGUGCUCAAGAAUGCCCGUUUUCUCCAUAUUUCUCACCUCACGAGCCUCACAAGUUUGCUUCUGUUCACAAGGUGUUCGGCGCAAGUAACGUCUCCAAGAUGCUAAUGGAAGUUCCAGAGAAUCAAAGAGCAGAUGCAGCAAACAGCCUUGUGUAUGAGGCAAAUGUGAGGUUAAGAGAUCCCGUGUACGGAUGCAUGGGUGCCAUCUCAGCUUUACAGCAUCAGGUACAACUCCUUCAAGCAGAACUCAACACUGUCCGAUCCGAGAUUUUUAAGUACAAGUACACUCGGGACACUUCUACACCUACUGCUUUGCUCCCUACACCAUCUCCCCACAUAAGUAAUUUGCUCUCCUCCGGCGCCGUUUCUAUUGCCGCCCCUCCGCCUCCUCCUCCUCCGCCACCGCCGCCCCUCACUCCUUCCUCCUCCCCGGUGUACGCCGCCGUCACAGCGGCUGAGUUUAGCACAAUUUCCACUGAAAACAAUAAUCUCACGUAUUUUGGUUAAGUUAUUAUUAUUAUUAUUAUUAUUAUUAUUAUUACUACUACUACUACUACUACGGAUCUUAUAUAUGCCUUUUUCUUUCCCGAAAAAAAAAUCUAUAUAUAUUUAUAUAAUUUUGCCAGUCUUGAGGAAGGUUCUUCGUGCACAAUAAAUUCAAUUGAAAUUAGAUUUCUCGUAUAUUAACUGUUUUAUAGUGCCCCAGUUAACGAUAAGCCCGCUGCUUCAUUCAUUCCUAUAAACUUUGUAUCCAUAAUGUAUUUAUAAUUGAUAUUGAUAUA